CUUUCGAUGAGCCAGGUGAUUUUACUUUCAUAUGUAUGUCUGUGUGUAUAGAUCAUACUAUCAAAAGUGUGUUUUUUACACUAAAUUAUAUAAAACAUAUUGAUGAGCUUGAUUUCACGUUACGAAAAGUUAUGUAUAUUGAAUACUUUCUUAUGAAUUAGUCAAUUAUUAAUAAAGAUUCCGUAAUGUUUAUUUUACUUAUUAAAGAAGCAAUCAUAUAUGGAAUUAAUGCUUGAAGUGAUGUCAAUUUAAAUUGUUGUUGUAUCAUAAAACACUUCACUGUUUAUCAUUAUCAUACGUGUAUGCGUCUUUCUAAUGUGUAUAUAUAUAUACAAUGGUAGAAAUGAAAGGAAAAUUUGUAAAUCCAAUGGGUCCAUUUGAUAUUUGUCAAAAAUUACAUCAACAGCAAAGAAGUAAACUAAAUGAUUGUGGCUUUUUAUUGGAAUGUGAAUCACAUAGUCAAAUAGUGCAUAAAUGUGUAUUGCGUGCUGUCUCAACAAAAAUUGAUCAAUUCUGUAUGGCGGAAGAAAAUGUAGAAUGUUUGACUGAUAUAAAUUGUUCUAAACAGAAUAAUAUUGUUAUUAGUGAUUCAAUGAAUUGUUAUGAUAACAACAACAACGGCAACGACAACAACGACAAUAAUAAUCACGUUAGUAACACAGUAAAACAGUCAAAGAAUUCAUUUUAUUUAGGACGUAUAUCGGCAAAAACAUUGGAUACUUUUGUAAAAUAUAUUUAUAAAUCAGAGAUUACGAUUGAUGAUAUAACUGUAAUUGAAUUAUACAAUAUUGGCAUUUUAUUAAAUAUACAAUUUAUUCAAAAUACGUGUAUUGAAUAUUUGAGGACAAUCUUAAAUGAAAAUAAUUGUUUAAUAUUAAUGAGACAAAAUAAUAUAAUAAAUAAUUAUGAAACUAAUCAACUAACUAAUGAAUGUAUUAAAUAUACAGCAAAAUAUUUUGACAAAAUGUUAGAUAAUAAUGAGACCAUGAACAUUGAACCUAAAGAACUAUUAGCAAUACUAGAGCAAGAUGAGUUCAAAGUUCAAGAUGAAUGGAAACUUCUGGAAUUUAUACAUAUAUGGAUUAGAAAGGAUUGCGACAAUCGUCACAAAUAUAUAGAACAACUAUGUGAGCAUAUACGUUUUCAAUUGAUAGACACAAUUAAGUUACUUGAUAUAUUGGAAAAUCAAGAGAUGACUAUAUUUCAUUCACAUGUAAAAAACGCGCUUAUUGAUUUAGGUCAAUUAUCAAGGUCAGUAGCGAUAGCCAAAUGGAAUCGUGACUCAAAUUAUUCUACAGACAAAGAGAUUACAUUGACUAAUUUAUCAGUAUCCAGUUACAAAAGUGACCCACCGAAACAAACCACAGAAAAUACAGCUUUGAUAUGUUUUGGAGGACGAUUAAUCGACAAAAGUUUUUCAUCAAAUAUAACAUGUUAUAAAAUUUUUGAAUUGAAAUCAUUCAUUAAUCAGAAUGAAACUUUAUUCAUAGAUCAAUAUCAGAAUUGUAAUGUUGAUGAAAAUUAUUUAAAUGGUAAUUCCAUGGAAUCAUGUACAUUUCCUUAUUUAAAACAAAUAAUUAUACCAAAUUUAAAUACUAUGCCUUCUUUAAGAAAGGGUUUUGGGGCUAUCAAUUUAAAUGAUAAAAUAUAUAUUGUUGGUGGAAAACCUAAAUGUUCAAUGAAAACAUGUAACAUUUAUGAUAUAUCAUUAGGUUUAUGGUCUAGUGGGCCAAAUUUAAAUACCGGACGAAGUUGGUAUUCACUUACGGAAUGUGAUGGUGUGAUAUAUGCUAUAGGAGGUGUCGGAGAAGACGAUCAAACUUUGUCAUCUGUUGAGAUGUUGGAUCCACGAGUAAAUAAGUGGGAAUUAUGUUCGUCAAUGCUGAGACCACGAUUUGGUUUUAGUGUUUGCUCUACCAAUAAUGAAAUUAUAGUUGUUGGUGGGGUCAGAGAUUCAACUAUCGAGAUGUAUGAUAUGACGUCAGGAAAAUGGCAUUCUUUAGCGAAAAUGACUGAAGUACGUGAAGCUUCAAGUGUUUUUAUUCAUAAUGAUUGUGUAUACAUAUGCGGUGGAGCAAAUGAAACUAGUUGUGUAAAUACCACAGAUAUUUUGUUAUUGAAAACUGCAAGUUGGAGUAAAGGCAAACCAAUGAUUUUACAUCGGGCAUUUGCUGCUACACGUCUAUGGAAUGAUUAUGUUUUCUUAAUUGGUGGUCGUAACAAUAUGGAACCAUCAAAUUUAAUUCAAACUUACAAUUUAAAAACAAAUGAAUGGGCUGUUUUACCACAAACGUUACCAUAUCUUGUUUCAAAUUGUUGUGCUAUAACUACCAGUUUAUUAUAAACGAUAAAUUUUUUAAAUGUUUAAAGGUCACAUAGAAAACGUAAACUUUAUUGUUAAUGUGUAAUUUUGUAAAAACAAAAAGGGACAAAAUUUAACUCGGUAUUCAUUUAUAGUACGCAAAAUAUCUAGUCCUAAUAUAAUUUUAAUAAUUAAUAUGGUUACAUAUUACUAUAGUAAAUGGGGGCGUUUGAGUACCACUUAGUAAUAUGCACUAAUUUCCACUAUGUCAUAUGAUUGGCUGAUUGACGAGUAUGUAAUGAAGGAGAAGUAAUUUCAUGGUAAAUUAAUGGUACUUCAUAGCCAGCUGAAUGAUACGAUGGUUGAACGUCAUUCUUAUUUUAACCAAAAUUUUGAUGAUUUGGUAACUUUGUAUGCUGUUCGACAGGAAUCAUCAUAUAAUUUAAUUAUUGUUGAAUAUUAAACAAUACCCAAAGCAAUACCCAAAGGAUACUGAGAUUACUCGUUUCACAUACUGUUGCUCAAGCAACGGGAUUGGUUGUGAUUUCUACAUCAUUAUUUUUGUUUAAGGUACGCUUUGGCAUAAGCCUUUAAUUGAUGGUUUUAUCUGAGACCUUACAAGCAUUACUAAACUUCGUAAGUGUGCUGAUUAACCGUUCGCAUUCCUUGAGUUACUCAGUUAAUAAAUGUGAAUCGAAUCUAAGAAAGAUGGGUCAUGAGAACUUCUGGUACUUUUGAUUAAGGCGAAUACAAUAGCAUGGAUUAUCUUGAAGGUUAUCUGCUCUCACAAUCAAAUUCAUCACGGUUAUGAGCGGGAUUUUGUCAGGCAUGAUAUCGAUAGUAACACUGUUUCUAGGGAUCAUUAGCUUAGUAACUGCGCAAGCGAUAAAAUCUAUAACAGAUGCAGCUUUAAUAAUGUCUUCAAGUUCUGCAGGAACCACAUCCUUCAACAAUAGUAGCUUAAGGAGUGAUGAAGCUUUUAAUUCUUGCUAAAGGUCAUCAUGGUUUGAUGAAGAGUCUGAAGGUGACUCCAUCAUAGAUCUCAUAUCACUUAAUUGCUUAUAAAUACUGUCUAUUUCACUCUUCAUAUUACUUAUGCUAAUGGAUCUUGAUAUAGGAUUCGUUAGUAAGUUAAAUAGCGAGUCGUUCAGCGGUAUGCGUGGAGCGAGUACGAUCCUUACACAGCCGGUUGCAAAUUCAAUUUAAUUGACAUGGUAUAUAUGUUAUAACAGAGUUGUUAUUACUCGACUUAUUAGGGCUUUUAUGGGCUCAUUUUUUCAAUAGGCCACCCAUUUUGAUGUUAAUGGUAAUCCUACUACUAUAUAUACAUUAUAUACCAGUGUGGUGUGGAUUACUUAUAUCCACAUAAGCAGUAUAUGGUGAUGGUCAGGCAUAGAAAGUAUUUCAGCAGAAUAUCGAUAAGCAAAGAACGGAAACGGAACGCAAUUGGUAUUAAAAUGCAUGAACAAUGAAAUCAGAGACGAUUCACUGAAGGAACAGUGAAGAUUGAGAUAAUUGAUUGAUAGUUUACAAAUUAACUGUUUACUGUAUGAAUUCACUUUAAUGUUGUUUACUUGUAUCUUCCCAUUGUUAUUUAGGACUUCAAUUGGUCAGUCUCUGGUUGGCAUAUGUGUAUCCUAUACGAACUGCCUCGAUAUUACCUGAACUCACAAGCUUUAUAAGCAAAGAUGGAUAGUGUCUAGCAGUGGAAUCCAGCACGCGCGUUUCGUCCAGUUUGGGACUCGUCAUCUGGAUAUACCUGUAUCUCAGAAUUGAUGUUCACUCUGGGACUCAAACCCAAUACCGUUCGUUUCAAACGCCAUCGCGUUAUCCAUUUAUCUACUGAGUCCUGAUAUCCACUUGCUUGUGCAAUGGCGUUCUAGUCCCUUAGUGGACAAAAACUCUGAGAUUCAGGUACAUCCAACUGACGAGUCCCAAAUAGAACAAAGUGCGCGCCAAACUGAAUUCCACUGCUAGCCACUAUCCAUCUUUGUUCACUGUAUGGUUGUCAGAUUUUAGUGUGAUAUUUUAUAAUUUUGAGCUCAAAUACAUUUGACUGUCCCAACUUAUGUUCUUGUUCACUACACCAUGACUAAAUAAUAACUAUAUACCUUUGUAUCAGAUACCAUAUUUAUUGUAAUUCAAAGAUCAAACAAACCGCUUAUUAAUCAAUAUCUUAUCAUCUAUUAAUUAUCAUUGAAAAAUAAACCACAUUAGCUAUUGU
Messenger RNA from Schistosoma rodhaini, 4526 nucleotides. The record is from the annotation of a GenBank genome assembly. Lineage: Eukaryota; Metazoa; Platyhelminthes; Trematoda; Strigeidida; Schistosomatidae.